Messenger RNA from Botrytis deweyae, 1375 nucleotides. RefSeq lists its product as uncharacterized. Lineage: Eukaryota; Fungi; Ascomycota; Leotiomycetes; Helotiales; Sclerotiniaceae. The record is from RefSeq and is a predicted model, not a curated record. Gene Ontology annotation, molecular function: 2 iron, 2 sulfur cluster binding. The transcript is spliced from 2 exons. The coding region runs from base 343 to 870 and encodes 175 amino acids.
UGUGUGGCUGAAGGAUUACCUAAUCCGAGGAUACCUAUGUCUCAAUGUGGCGCAAUUCUAUGAUAAGAACUAUCAAGAUUUUCCAAUGGUUUCUUUCCAACAUCUUCAAUCCAAAGAGUUGAAGGAGGAUCGUUUGUUGUUUCAUCCUUAUUGCAAAACAGAGUUCGCGUUGUGAAGGGCUGUUCCGAGGAACCAGAUCGUUAGAGAGUGGUUAGCAAUAGAUAGCAAGCUUUUAAGUAAAAGCUGCAUCUCUGCUUGAAUUUUCAAAACCACAGGGAAAAGCACCACAGGGUAGGUAGAGAUUCAUAGUCGUCUUGACGAAAAACCACUAUCAACAUAGCCAUGUCAUUCUUUAACCCUUUUGUCGGUACUUCUCGAUCUGGCGAUGCUUGGUUUCUGGCUGGCCCUACAUCUUCCUUUCCGAAUAUUACAGCCUCCGGAGAUACUGUCCUAUCCGAUCGCUUACCAUGCAAAGGUUCUUUCGCACCUGGUUGCAAAGUCUUUCAUGUACCUGUUACCAAUAGUCCUCAAGCAGUUGAAGUCGAGCUUGAUGAUGCCGUAGCAGCUGGACUCAAGGAGCAAGUUAUAGUGUUUCAAUACCAAGGCAAGUUUCAUGCCGUUGAUCAUAGCUGUCCACAUUCCUCUUUUCCACUUUCACGAGGCACACCGUUUGACAUUGAGGAUUUUGGCAUACGAUUGAGUGUAGGAAUACAAUGUCCAAAACAUGACUGGUCUUUUGAUUUGAUUCAUGGCAAAGGUGACCGAGGAAGUUAUAAGUUGAAAGUCUGGGAAGUUCAACUACGAUCAAUUUCUGGGGCGGAGAAUGGAGAGAGGGAAGUUUGGGUUAGAAGGAAGCAAAGGAUAGGAUGAGUGUCAUUUGAGCCCGAAUGCCAGGUUGAGAUGGAUAACAAUCCGCCGAGGGAGAGGGGGAGAUUUGACUUCUAUGGACGAUCAGACUGGUUUUGUUAUGAGGUGCAUGCUAGAAUUUUAGCCAUGCUGGUCAUGGAGGCAGAAAUCUGUCAGUAGCAGGACGCUCAUGACCCCUCUCGAUUUUCUAAUCUGACUGUGGUAUAUAAUUCAAAACACCAUGGGUAGGUAGACAGUAAAACUUUAAUAAGGUAUUGAAUCCAGCCUUCAGAUUGCCUGAACGAUUAAAGUUUUGCUUACAACAAAACAAGUGGGGUUACGCGGCAAUGCGGGGUUUGCUGGAGAUCGCCGACGCGGUAAAACGCUCCGGAAGAAUUAUGAAUGCCUUCGGCCGAGUACCUGCCAAGUAUAUCCAUUACAUGUCUUGGAAAACACACGUAGAUAGACAUCGGUCAAUAAUUCACCGAAAAUAUUUUCCGAUGAUGAACCGAAUGUCGGAGGAAUACAU